Messenger RNA from Ctenocephalides felis (cat flea), 1688 nucleotides. Its product is annotated as zinc finger CCCH-type with G patch domain-containing protein. NCBI's taxonomy places the organism in Eukaryota, Metazoa, Arthropoda, Insecta, Siphonaptera, Pulicidae. The transcript is spliced from 10 exons. Gene Ontology annotation, biological process: negative regulation of DNA-templated transcription; regulation of transcription by RNA polymerase II. Gene Ontology annotation, cellular component: nucleus. The coding region runs from base 96 to 1688 and encodes 530 amino acids. The record is from RefSeq and is a predicted model, not a curated record. Gene Ontology annotation, molecular function: metal ion binding; RNA polymerase II cis-regulatory region sequence-specific DNA binding; DNA-binding transcription factor activity, RNA polymerase II-specific.
UCGUGAUUUUACAUAUUUGGUCCUUUUAUUUUUAAUAAGCCGCGUGAAAUAAUUAUAAAAUUUGCAUUAGUGCGAAGUCUAACAACUAGGGAAUAAUGAAUGCAGAAUCCUUGAAACUUUCAAUAGAGCAAUAUGAAAUACAGCUGGCUGGUGUAAUGAAAUCACUUGAAACAGAAAAUGGAUCAGGUAGAUCUGAUCUAAUCGAUUUAAAAGCUGAUCUAGAGCAGUUGAUACAUGUAUCAAAAGAUUAUCUGAAAGAAUUAUUAGAACAAAAUAUUGAAUUAAAUUCACAAGAAAAUGAAAUUGAUCAGGAAUAUUCCAGUUUUAUGAGUGAAAUAGCUGCCUUAGAUGAACCGAAAGAACAAAACAUACCUAUUUCUCCAAAACAAGGAUUUGAAAAUUUAAAUGAUAAUCUAGCGGGUAUAAUUGGAAUGAAAUGUUUAGUGAGUCACACACAUAAUUCUGGCCGCAAGGAAAAACAUUUGGCGAUGGUAUCAGAAAUAUGCAGUUCUUCUGAUGUGCAAAAUAUGGAAGACAUUCAAGUAAAGGUCAUGUUUACACAUCCAACUUUGCAAGAAAUGCUUCCUUGCCCAUAUUUUUUAAAUGGUGAUUGUAAAUAUGAUGCAGAUGAAUGUCAAUAUUCACAUGGAAAAGUUGUUUCUCUUAUAAAUCUUCAAGAUUAUGAUAAACCAGAUUUUUCAAGAAUUGAAAAUGGUGAUAGUGUGUUAGUAAAACAAACAAAUCAGUUAUGGAGCAAGGCAACUGUUACAGAUAUUGAGGAUAAUAUGUUAACAGUAUCAAGUGAUGGCAAAACUCAUUGUAUAGUUAACUUCGAAGACAUUAUCCCCAUAGAACAAAUAACACUACAAGAUGAUGUUUCAUCAAGCAGUGAUGAUAGCUUUGAAGACGAUUGUUCUGCAGAAGCUAUAAUGCCACAAGUCCGUACUUUUACAUUUAAUGAUUCAAAUCUUGCUGAAUGGGAGAAGUAUACAAAGGGCAUCGGGUCUAAAUUAAUGCUUGCCAUGGGUUACAAAAUGGGCAAGGGAUUAGGUAAACAAAGUGAAGGGCGAGUGGAACCUGUACCUGUACAAAUUUUGCCCUCCAGAAUGAGUUUAGAUCACUGUAUGAAAAUGCGUGAAGAUGCAGGAGGGGAUGAAAAUCUUUUUAGUAUAAAUCGACAUAUAAAAAAAAUUAGAAAGAAGCUAGUGAAUCAAAAUGUUAAAAAUGAUUUCAAUCACAUAAGGAAAAAUGAUGUUUUUGGUCUGAUAAACGAAAUGUUCUCUAAUAAAACGACAAAUAAACCCCAACACCGACAAAUUCUGAUAUCUAGCUCUAGCAAAGAACUGAAUGUGAGUAGUUUUCAACUGGGAGAAAAUAUUAAGAAAACUAAGAAAGAUAUUUUAAAAUAUGAGGAAUCUUUAAAACGACAAAAAUCAAAAUCAACAUCUUAUAAAGAAAUAUAUCAGAAACUAGAAGCAAAAAGGUUAGAGUUACAAAAACUUAAAAAUGAUGAAAAUGCAGUGUCUGAAGACCGAGUGGUUAAGGUGACCGCAUACUCGGUGACAUCACUCUGGAAGCACAAGGUGAGGUGGAUCGAAUCCAGCUGGAGACGACGACGACCAACUCUGAAGCAGAAAAAAUGGAGCAGUGCUGGUGGCUGGCUGUUGGCAGACGCGCGAAGGUCCUGA